UGGUAGCUUUCUAGCUUGAGUUGGUUGGGACCAAGGAAGUUAAACAGUGUCAUAAGUUUAGGCAAAACCUGUUGGGUUCCUAGAUUCUUGUCAAAACCAGGCAAAGUUUUCACUCCAAAACGAAAUAAAAGCUGGGAAAAGUUUCACUUUCAGACUCUUACAUGAAACUUCGAGCCAUAUCACUUUCACCGCUUUAGUUUAUAGUCUCAAACACUUUUCUUUAUAUAACUGACACAACAAGAACAACAAAACUCCUGUCUCUUCACAACUCUUCUGUGUAUAAUAUUAAUAUGUCUGGGUACAGGCCUGAUGAUGAGUAUGAUUACUUGUUCAAGCUGGUUUUGAUUGGUGAUUCAGGUGUGGGUAAGUCCAACUUGCUUUCCAGGUUUACCAAAAACGAGUUUAACCUCGAGUCUAAGUCUACUAUUGGUGUUGAGUUUGCUACCAAAAGUUUGAAUAUCGAUGGUAAGGUCGUCAAGGCUCAGAUUUGGGACACUGCUGGCCAAGAAAGGUACCGUGCCAUUACAAGUGCUUAUUACCGUGGUGCUGUUGGGGCUUUGCUUGUAUAUGAUGUAACACAAGUUUCCACCUUUGGGAAUGUUGGGAGGUGGUUGAAGGAGUUGAGAGAGCACACUGACCCCAAUAUUGUUGUCAUGCUGAUCGGCAACAAGUCAGAUCUUCGACACCUUGUAGCCGUCUCUAUUGAGGAUGGUAAAGCUUUUGCUGAGAAGGAGUCUGUAUAUUUCAUGGAAACAUCAGCAUUAGAAGCAACCAAUGUGGAAAAUGCUUUUAUAGAAGUUAUUAAUCAGAUAUACAAGGUUGUUAGCAAGAGGGCAGUUGAGGCAGGCAGCGAUGGACCUGCUUCCACACUUCCAUCAAAAGGAGAGACGAUAAACGUCAAAGAGGAAGCUUCCAUUCUAAAGAGAAUCGGAUGCUGCUCGAACUAGGGACAAUGUUGUUGUUACAUUGCCAGAUUUUACAGCAUUGUGCAAUUUCCUUGUACGUGAUCAAGGUAAUCUUCAUGUAGAAAGAAAAACUAGUUUGUCUGGUACAUGGUUUGAAAAAUUUCCUGAGAACAUGGUCCAAAUUGUCUCAAAAUAAUCUAAUAUUUUGGUGGAAUACAUUUCCUACCUGAAACUUUUAUACUGUAACUAUUUUACUCAGGGUAUUAAAUUAUGAAGUUUGCUUUA
Pistacia vera is the source of this 1190-nucleotide messenger RNA. RefSeq names its product ras-related protein Rab11D. Gene Ontology annotation, molecular function: GTPase activity; GTP binding. NCBI's taxonomy places the organism in Eukaryota, Viridiplantae, Streptophyta, Magnoliopsida, Sapindales, Anacardiaceae. Gene Ontology annotation, cellular component: endosome. Bases 291 to 947 code for a protein of 218 amino acids. The record is from RefSeq and is a predicted model, not a curated record. The transcript is spliced from 2 exons.